GGAGAAGGAGGAGGAGGAGGAGAAUUGUAGGUCCUUCGGGAACUCUUUGAGCUUGGUGGUUUUCUUGCAGACGUUUCAUGGCCCAACUAGGUGAAACAAAACAGAAAUCGCUGCUAAGGUCUCCAUCUUGGUUUAAUUCCAUGGUAUAAUCGUCCUGCCAAUUAUAAAUUUAGAAUUCCGGAACCUCUCCUUAGUCACCCUCUUACAGAGCAACCAUCCCAAAUGUGGCAAUUGGUUCAAAUUUAGCAGCAGGAAACGCAAGUUCCCCUUUUGUUCCAUUUCGAAAAGAAAAAUGUUUUGGGAGGAUCAAGCGAUGGAGUAGCUCCAGAUGUUUCUCCUGCUGUUACUGGCAUGGCUUCCUUGAGGUCCUCCUUGACCAUCCUGGGUCCAUUGCAGCUCUCAUUCCUCCUACUUAUCCAAGACCUGAGGAUGUGUUCAUUUCAGAAAAUAGUGGUUGGUGAUUCCGACCUAAAUAUCGAACCUCAGAAACCCGAGUCCACCUUCGUGCAGGUCACAGGAGGCAAGACCCUCACUCUCAACUGUACCCUGACUCCGAUGGAUCUGCCAACCAGUGCAAGAUGGUACAAAGAAUUGAGCAAUAACGGCCGGAAGUUGAUUUACAAGGAGAGUGACCCAAAUUCUCGCGGGGUGAGGCUCGUUCCAGGAUCGAGAACCGACUUCAGCAUCAGCCUCAGCAACAUGGGCCCUGAGGAUAAUGGGACCUACCGCUGCCAAAUGAUCGAUAAAGUUCUCCAAAUGGGAGAAUCUAGUAUAAAGAAACAGGUUGCGGUCUAUGUGACAGUUCCUCCCCUGGUGCGUCUUGAGACCAUCCCGCCUUCUCCCGUCCAGCUGAACGCCUCGGUGAUGGUCACUUGCAAAGCAGAAUAUUUUUAUCCAAACGUGGCCAAAGUGGACUUGUUUUGCAAGAAUCCCAGCGGUAAAGGAAAGCCUGGCGUGGCAACUUUUAAUUCAAACAGGACGUACUCCCGCCAGAGUUCCCUGAAGAUCACGGCCACCCAAAAUUGGAACUUCUCGCUCUUCACUUGUCUGGUUAAACAUAAUUCGACGGUAUUUAAGGCUACAGCAAGACUGGUUAUUACGACAGAAGUGGGAGAAGGCUCACUGCCACAAUCCACGAUGGGUCUCUGUUUAGGCCUUUUCCUGAACAAAAUAGGUCUGGUUUUUUUCUUCGUGGGUCUUUUCAAAAUAAGGCUACGUGGAUGUUGCGUUGCGAGAGCCAAGGCUGAAAUUCCGAUUUAACAACUUAUUCCCGACGACAUUCUGGAUGGGAGAAGAUCUGCCGGGAAAUCAAUAAGAAUGCUUUUGUAAA
This is a messenger RNA of Ahaetulla prasina, 1330 nucleotides long. It is a transcript of the gene SIRPB1, whose product is annotated as signal regulatory protein beta 1. NCBI's taxonomy places the organism in Eukaryota, Metazoa, Chordata, Lepidosauria, Squamata, Colubridae. The coding region runs from base 352 to 1260 and encodes 302 amino acids. The record is from RefSeq and is a predicted model, not a curated record. Gene Ontology annotation, cellular component: plasma membrane. The transcript has 4 exons.